GCGACCUCUGCUGUGAUUCUACCGCACAGCCGCACUCCCUGCCAGCCAGCUACACCAAAACCACCACCACACCGAGUCUCUGCGGCUGCUACAUGUGUGAUAGAUACGCCGCACCUCUACCACAGUACCACACCUGAACGCCACAUCUCUACCGAUCUUCUACAAUGACACAGCCUUGUCACUUGAACUUGACCUUACUUACAAAACUUCCACCGCACUUUCACUACAGUUAAGCUCACGUUAUGCUAUAAAUACACUUAAAUACACUACCAAACCUUCCUUAUAAACAUUUAAACUUACUUUCAACCUAAUUUCACACGCGUUUCACUAGGAAUACACUUAAAUACACUGCCAAACCUUCCCUGUAGACACUUACACACACUUCAGUCUCUCCUUCACCACCACACAUGAUACCAACUCAUUCGUUCCUGCCUCUCCGUCUCCUUCACCUCCUCCUCCUUCUGCGUCUUCGUCAGAUCCUGCUGCUGGCUCUCCUGAAGCUCUCCUCGUCCCCGGCAGCGGCAGAGGAGGUGCGGGUGUUCAGCUUCCAGAGGGGCAUUUGGGGCGCUCCCUCAGACCAGGUGUUCGCCAGGUACAACUUCUCCAGAGACGCACCACCUGUGACCCAGCUGUCCGUGUGCUACAGACUCAGGUUUGAGUCCUUCUCCAGAGGAUUUGAUGUGCACGUUUCCUACAAGGCGAGAGAUGACAAUGGGGACCCCUUCUAUUUUGGUAACAAUGGGAACUAUUUCGACACCUGGUUUGACAAUAAGGAGCAGAGCGGCCUGCCCCCGUGGGAACCUUACCCUGAGGUGUGGCGUCACGUGUGCCAUACCUUUGACACCUCCACCUAUACACUCUACUGGGAAGGACAGGCAGUGUUCCGGGGGCCCUUGGCGGGGAAGUGGCCGUGCCCCCUCAACGGAACCCUCGUGUUGGGGCAAGAGCAGGACAACCUUGGGGGCGGCUUCGAUAAACACCAGAUCUUCCGCGGGGACAUGACUCAGGUGUCGCUGUGGGAUCGCGUGGUGUCUCCAUUCCAGGUGAGCGCUAUGGCGGCCUGCAGGGAGCCUGGCCGCGGCAACCUGUUCUCCUCAGACACCUUCCCGCUGGAGGAGGUGGGCGUGCAGGCGUCCCAGCACAGCCUCGCCACCCUGUGUCAGCACACCCAGCACCACGUGGUGUUCCCGGAGGAGCGCACCCUGAGGGAAGCUCGCAGCCUGUGUCGCCGCCUCAACGCCAGCCUGGCCGUGCCCGCCUCGGCUGACGACAAUCGGCUCCUGGCAGACCAGCUGCCGGCCUUCCAGGACGCCUGCGUGCCCACCGCCGCCUGGAAGCUGUGGCUGGGCAUCACUGACAGGGCGGAGGACGGCGUCUGGAGGAAGUUCCACAAUAACGAGCAGAUCUCCUACCGCAACUUCCCGCCGGUGAACGCCGCCUCCUCCUACUACUGCGCCUCCAUGAAGCAGGACGGCUUCUGGGACGGUGACCGCUGCGCCAACAGGCGGUGCGCCGCGUGCCACGUGGAGCGGUCCUCCUUCCUCUACCUGCGAGGGCUGUGCUUCGACACCAAGUUCCGGAUGCGGUUCAGGGCUCAGGGUUAUAUCAACGGCCGCCCUUUCUUCCGCGGCUACUACGACAAGGUCAUCCUGUGGCAGGAGCAGCACAAGCAGUGGGCGCUAGUGGACGCCGUGACCAACGCCACGAUGCUGGCCACCCAGGACGUGGCCGACAACGACUAUCCGCUGGGCAGACACCCUUGGGAGGCGCGGCGCGGCCUGUGUAGCCGCCCCAAGGGCACCGUGAUGCCGCUCAGCCUGUCGUCCUGCGAGGACCACGAGUUCACCUGCAGCACGGGGGACUGCGUGCCGCGCGGCCUGCGGUGCGAUUUCCGCUACGACUGCGGCGACGGCAGCGACGAGGAGAGCUGCGGGGUGGUGCAGCUCAAGGACCACCUGCAGAGGGAGCUGCCGCCGCCGGGGGUGGACGGGGGUCCCCUCACCGUGACGACCUCUAUCACCCUCUCCCGCAUCGCUGACGUGGACGACAUCGCCAUGGCCGUCACGCUGGAGUUCCGCGUCUCGCUCGCCUGGACGGACAGCCGCCUCAGGCUGCGCCAUCUCAGGCUCAACAAGAAUGGCACCAUCCUGACGGAGGCCGACGCGCAGAAUGUGUGGCAGCCUCGCUACUCCUUGGUCAACCUGGAGGGCGGCACGCAGCAGCGCCUGGGUCACUCCCUCGUGGUGACCAGCAGCAGCGGCGCCGCGCUGCCCUCGUACAACAGCGUGGACAUGGAUCUGGUGUACCCGGGGGCCGCCAACAAUAUCUCCCUUCGUCAGCGGUACACGGCCCGGGUCACGUGUUACUUUGAGCUGUAUGCGUAUCCCUUUGACAUCCAGCUGUGCAGUAUCGAUCUGGAGCUUCCCUCUGAACUGGAUGACUACGUGCGGCUGGCGGUGCUGGAGGGCGAGGCGCGCUACACGGGACCCCACGAGCUGUCCAAAUACACGGUGGAGGAAGUGCAUUUCAGCGAGUCCUCCGGCGGGGCGUGUGGUGAGUCUGGAGUUUGAGCUGCACCGUCGUCAGGGCAUAGUCGUGUUCUCCAACUUCCUGCCCUCCGCCAUGCUCCUGGUGGUGAGCUGGGCCACGCUCUUCAUCCGGCAGGAGGCGAUCAACGUGCGGUGCAUCAUGGCCCUCACCACACUCCUCGUCCUGUACACGCUCUUCGCCAAUAUGUCCCAGUCGCUGCCCUCCACCGCCGCCAUCAAGCUCAUCGACAUCUGGUUCUUCUUCAUCAUCUUCGUGCUCUUCACCAACAUCAUGAUCCACGUGUUCAUGGACGACAAGACCCCCGCACCACUGCCGCCGCCUCCGUCAGCAGCACCACCGGCGAGUCUCUUCACCAAGGUGGCCACUGCGACUCCCACGGAGGAGCCUCAGUCACUACCUCAGCCGCGGCCUCCCUCCGUCAGGUUCCUGAGGCAGUACCGCACGCUGUACCUGCCCCUCGCUGUGCUGGUGUUCAAUAUAUACUUCUGGGUGGCGGUCAUUCUCAGCAGGAAAUAGCGGCGGCGCCUCACAAACACACCUGAUUGCACUCAUGAGACAAAGACAGCAGCAGACCUCUAGGCCCUUGUGAGAGAGUGAUAAUCUAAAUCAAUAUAAAACAUGUAAGAUAAUAAAGCAUUCCGUAUCUC
Messenger RNA from Scylla paramamosain (green mud crab), 3197 nucleotides. RefSeq lists its product as uncharacterized. NCBI's taxonomy places the organism in Eukaryota, Metazoa, Arthropoda, Malacostraca, Decapoda, Portunidae. Gene Ontology annotation, molecular function: protein binding; extracellular ligand-gated monoatomic ion channel activity. Gene Ontology annotation, biological process: monoatomic ion transport. The record is from RefSeq and is a predicted model, not a curated record. The transcript has 8 exons. Bases 408 to 2570 code for a protein of 720 amino acids. Gene Ontology annotation, cellular component: membrane.